AAUCAGCGCGAGUCGCCACUCUUGCGUCUGCCUGCCGAGUUAAGGAAUAAGAUAUAUUCCUACGUGCUUGGAGGCAGACUCUGGGAGCUGAAGGACACGUUGACAGCGGGCAGCAGAGAGAAGAACAGCAUGAGCCUGCUCCGAGUCUGCCGGCAGAUCAAUGCUGAGACAGCCUCCCUCCCUUUCGAGUUGGGGACCUUCAGCUUCGAAAGCCUCAGCGCGCUUAUGCAAUGGUCUCAGCGCAUGCCACCGAAGCAGCGAGACGCUGUUCGCUCGGUUAGGACGGCCCACUGUAGUUCUUGGGAU
Trematosphaeria pertusa is the source of this 306-nucleotide messenger RNA. RefSeq lists its product as uncharacterized. The annotation marks the transcript as partial. Lineage: Eukaryota; Fungi; Ascomycota; Dothideomycetes; Pleosporales; Trematosphaeriaceae. The transcript has a single exon. The record is from RefSeq and is a predicted model, not a curated record.